Malus domestica (apple) is the source of this 5928-nucleotide messenger RNA. RefSeq lists its product as uncharacterized. NCBI's taxonomy places the organism in Eukaryota, Viridiplantae, Streptophyta, Magnoliopsida, Rosales, Rosaceae. Gene Ontology annotation, molecular function: DNA helicase activity. Gene Ontology annotation, biological process: telomere maintenance; DNA repair. The record is from RefSeq and is a predicted model, not a curated record.
AUGGGUUUGCGUGUUUAUGGUAGGGGUGCAAACCGAAACAAAUUGGUGGUCCAUACUAUGUAUCCACCUGCAAAUCGUAGUAAUCCGCCGAAAGAAAAAGUUCCGCUCGAUAAAACACUUUCACAACGCUUUUUGGGGUUUUCCAAUGGCAUCCACAGUUUUAUGUCUAAACGAAUAAGGCGACCUAGAAGGGCCGUUGAAAUUCAACGUGCCUAUUUGGAUGCGGUUGUUGCGGAUGGUGAUCUCAAUAAUUCAGAGUUGCAAGAUGUUCCCACCGCUUACGACGAUCAAGAUAAUGAUGUUUCAACAUCUUUGAACAGCCAAGACAGCCCUCCCCAAACAUUUGCAUCAGCUUUAAAACAAAAUAUUCCCAUCCGUGGUGUUUUUAACCCACAUUUCGAACCUGGGACAAGUUCUCAUCAGAUUUCUGUACCGGUUUUCCUUGCUGAUCGUGCCAAUGUGCACAGGAUUGAUCCAGAAUAUGUUGAUUUUGGCUUAAGAAAUUGUCAAUGUCAAUAUUGCGGUGCUCUGUUUUGGUCUACAGAACAGUCUGCGAAGAAUGCUUCAUCUUCUACCUUGCAGUUCACCACCUGUUGCAUGAGUCAAAAAGUAAAAUUCCCACGCGUUAAACCCACCCCUCCUUAUUUGGAUGAUUUGUUGAAUCCCAAAAAUUCUCGAAACAACUUGCAAUUUAAAACAAAUAUUAGAUCAUAUAAUUCAAUGAUGGCAUUAACAUCAAUGGGAGCCAAAGUUGAUGCAUCGAUCAACAAGGGUCGGGGUCCUUAUGUUUUUAAAAUUAAUGGUCAAGUGCAUCAUUUGAUGGGUUCUUUAUUGCCUCUGGAGGGCGAAAAUCCUAAAUUUGCACAACUAUACAUUCAUGAUACUCAAAAUGAAGUCAGUAAUCGUAUUGGUUGUUUUAGUGGAUCAGAAACGGUUGAAAAACUCGACCAUCAUGUUGUUGAUGGCCUCAUUAAAAUGCUAGACGAGUGUAAUGAGGUUGUUAAGCUUUUUAGGCUCGCUAGAGAUAUGAUUGAUGAAGGAAGUCAUUUACGUUUGCAUUUAUACGAUGCACAGGCUAACCAUGAUGCACAAUAUAAUUUGCCGGCGUGUGACGAGAUAGGUGGCUUGAUAGUUGGGGAUAUCGGCGAAUUCCACACUGAAAGAGAUAUCAUUGUGGAGCAUAGGACGCAUGGCCUACAAAGAAUCACAAAGUUACAUCCUAAGUACAUGGCACUACAAUACCCUCUUCUUUUCCCCUACGGUGAAGAUGGGUAUAAGAAAGGCCUUCCUUGGAAUCCAGAUUAUAAAGGGAAAAAACCAAAAAUUGGGGGAGUAUCACUGAGAGCGUUUCUAGGUUAUCAAAUUCAGGAUAGACCAGGACAAAAUGACACCCUAUUGAAAGGUGGUAGACUGUUUCAACAAUAUUUAGUUGAUGCAUAUGCCACGCUUGAAGAAGAUAGGUUAGAUUUUAUUAGGGCAAAUCAAGAUUCUUUUAGAACAGAAAAUCUUAAAGCAAUUCAUGAAGCACUCAAAGCAGGAAAUACAAGCAGUUCUGGUGUUGGCAAGAGAGUCAUUUUGCCAACUUCGUUUACUGAUCUACGUGAUAAACCUGGUUGUAGGCCUGAUAUAGUCUCCCGAAUUUUUAAAGCAAAGCUUAACCAUAUGAUUAAAUUCAUCAAAUCAGGGAAACCUUUUGGCGAUGUUGAAUCAGUGAUUUACACGGUGGAGUUCCAAAAACAGGGUCUUCCUCAUUGUCAUAUCUUGGUCUGGGUGAACAAACAUUAUAAAUGUCAUUCUCCCUACGAUGUUGAUUCUAUCAUUUCGGCUGAGAUUCCUGAUGCAGAUGUUGACAAAGUUGGGUACGAUGCAGUUUCACAAUACAUGAUCCAUGGGCCAUGUGGUCUUGCAAAUCGAUUUUCACCAUGCAUGAAAGAAAACAAAUGUUCAAAAAAUUUUCCAAAACCUUUCACAAGUGAAACCACUUUUUCUGAUGAUGGUUUUGUUGCAUAUAAGCGUCGGGAUAAAGAAAAUUUGUUUGUUCUAAAAAAUGGAAUCAAGCUUGAUAACGCAUUUGUUGUCCCUUAUAAUCGUGAGCUAUUAUUGAAUUAUCAAGCGCAUAUCAAUGUUGAAUCAUGCUGCCAAUCAACACUCAUCAAGUAUCUUUUUAAGUACAUAACUAAAGGUGUUGAUCGGGCUAGAGUUGUUUUUGAAGAUGAAAAGGAACCAUCGGUUGAAAGAUUGUCUGUACACCUUCCAUCUGACCAAAACGUUGUUUUUAGAGAGACCGAUGAUCUGAACUAUGUUAUCAACCACCCUAAUCUCGAAAGAACAAUGUUAACGCAAUGGUUUGAAACCAAUGUCCAAGACCCUGAUGCACAUAAGUUAUCUUAUGUUGAAUUUCUGACAAAGUAUGUUUGGAAAAAUGAUGAGAAACAAUGGAGCCGUAGAAAACAAGGCAGAUCUUUAGGUAGGGUUGCGUAUGUUCACCCUGCUGCUGGUGAAUUAUACUAUUUGAGGUUGCUGCUAAACUACCAGAAAGACAUCUUUAGUUUUGACCAUUUAAAAACCGUCAAAGAGGUUCUUGAACCCACAUUCCAAGCUGCAUGCAUGUCCCUUGGUUUAUUGGGAGAUGAUAGGGAAUGGAAUAGCGCUAUGUUAGAAGCAGUUAUCACUGCAUCAUCUUUCCAAUUGAGACAAUUGUUUGUCACAUUGGUACUCUUUUGUGAUGUUACUGAUCCAUUAGCUUUGUUUGAAGCACAUUGGAAAACCAUGUGCGAUGACAUUUCCAAGAACAUGCAUAACGUUUUUGGGCUACAAGAUCUUUCUAAAUAUCAGGAUGAACUUAGAAAUUCGCUUUUGUACGAGUUAGAAAAGUUGUUUACAGCUUCAAAUAGUUCUCUAUCAAAGCAUCACCUACCACAACCAAAUAAUCUAAUGAUGGAUAGACUUAAAGCUAGGAGUUUGAGAGAAGAGUUAAAUUAUGAUGUUAACUCACUAAAACAAGAGCACUCACUCCUGAUUGCCCAAUUAAACAAGGAGCAAAAAUUAGUUUAUGACAACGUCAUGGAGACGAUUGACAACAAUAGAUCUGGCCUAUUUUUUGUGCAUGGUCAUGGUGGAACAUGCAAGACUUUUUUGUGGAACACCAUCAUAACUAGAAUUAGAUCCCAAAAUCAAAUUGUUUUAGCGGUGGCUUCAUCUGGAAUUGCCUCCAUCUUGCUUCCUGGUGGAAGGACGGCUCACUCUAGAUUUAAAAUUCCUAUCAACAUCACUGAUUGUUCGGUUAGUGAAAUUAAAAAAGGGACUCAUCUUGCAAAACUAAUCACUGACGCUACUCUUAUUGUUUGGGAUGAAGCCCCCAUGAAUCAUAAACGGUGUUUUGAAACUCUAGAUAGAUCCCUUCGUAAUGUUCUUAAAGGAUCAAAACCAGGCUUUGACAAUUUGCCAUUUAGAGGUAAACCAAUUCUUUUCGGAGGUGAUUUCAGGCAAAUUCUUCCUGUUGUUCCAAGCGGAAGUGUUGCUGACAUCGUUCAAGCUUCAUUUACGAGUUCAUACCUUUGGUCCUAUUUAACUAUAUUUUUCCUUAAGCAAAACAUGAGGCUUUCAAAAACAGGUCUGAACGAAGUGGAAAAAAAAGAACUCGCUGAUUUUGCAAAGUGGAUACUAGAUAUUGGAAAUGGUACUGUUGCCAGAUCUAUAUCUUCAACUGAUGAAGAAAGCUCUUGGAUCGAAUUUCCAAACCAAUUCCUUAUCCAUUUUGAUGAAGAUCCCAUCAAAGCCAUGGUUUCAGCUGUGUAUACAAAUUUCAAAACAAAUUUCCGAGAUGUCUCAUAUCUGAAAGAAAGAGCUAUUGUGACGCCACGAAAUGAUACAGCAACUGAAAUCAACGAUUUUGUGUUGGGUAUAGUACCUGGCGAAAGUCGUACUUAUCUCAGUUUUGAUUCGGUGUCUUCUGUAACAGAAAAUUCUGAAAAUUUAGAUAUGCUUUAUCCAAUAGAAUUUCUAAACCAACUUGAUUUACCUGGUUUGCCGCACCACAAGUUAUCUUUGAAAGUUGGUGCCCCAGUGAUGUUGAUCAGAAAUUUAAAUCAAAGUCAAGGGCUGUGUAAUGGAACACGAUUGGUUGUAACACAAUUGAACGACAGAGUUGUACAAGCAAAAAUCAUGACGGGAAGCAACAUUGGCGAAAGAGUUUAUAUCCCCAGGAUCAUUACUGAAUCAUCUCAGCAUAAAUAUCCUUUUACUACUGUUUUUUCUCAUGGACAACUCUAUGUUGCGCUAUCCAGGGUCACCUCAAAAAAGGGUCUCAAAAUUGUUAUUGCUCACAAUAGUGACAUGCCUUACGGUUAUACAAAAAACAUUGUUUAUAAAGAUGUAUUGAAACAUUUACAUACAGAUUCAAUGUUAGGCCUUGACAUUCAUUUAGAGGCUGCAUUUAACCAGUUCAUGCAGGGGGAUGCGGUUCAUGCAACCAUUAACAGUCGAGACAUGCAAUAUUUUUUUAACCAUCUAAGGGUUGGUGAAGCAUACGAAAUCAACAAAUUUCGUGUUGUUCACAACAGGACAUCAAACAAGGUUGUCCCUCAUGCUGCCAUAAUUGAAUUGAACAGCAAAACCACAAUCGUUCCUAUUGACAAAACAAGCCAGGAAAUCCCGAUGCAUUGGUUCAAUUUGAUUGAGCUUGAGCAGCUUUACGAAAGAAUCGAUAGGGAUGUUGAACUUACAGAUAUAUUUGGUUGCUUGAAGGCUGUGCAGCCGAUUGAAGAGGUAACCAUCCAACGCACAAGAAUUGCAAAGAAGAGAAAUCUUAACCUCCAAAAUAUCAGGGGUGAAACAGUGAGAAUCACCUUAUGGGGAGAGACUGCGACAAAUUUUGAGGACAGUGGAAUACAAUCGUUAUUGCCACCCGUGUUUGUUGCUUUGACAGGCCUCAAAGCUAAACAAUACCAAGGAAAGCCUGUUCUUGGAAGCACAGGAUCAACCAUUUAUAUUUUCAAUCCGGACAUUCCACAACUCUCUGAAUACAAGCGCAGGUUUGAGCAUCUAAAAUCACCUAUUCGGAUCUUGCCCAGCUUAACUGACAUGUAUACGGGGCAUGUUAUUGGUGCUGAUUCUGAACCAAAAACGAUAGACGAGUUGCUUUUACUUGAUCCUACGUUGCACAAGAAUGCAAGUUUCACAUGCAAAGCGACUGUUGUUGACUUCGAUUUGGCCAGAGGACCUCUCCAUUUUGGUUACCAACUUUCGCUUAGAAUGUAUGAUUGUCUAACACAAAAUAUCCUCCUCUUGCACAGGUUCAAGAUCAAUCUGAUUGUCGAAGAUAACACGAACCAACACAACUUCCUCAUGAUAGGAAGGCAAGCCGAAAAGAGGCUUGGCAUUUCUUGCUACACUUUGGUGAUAGAGAACGGACACGAGGACCCUUUCGUGGUGCCGCCAAUUCUUAACAAUUUGGUCGGCAAGUCAAAAACCUUUCAACUAUCUUUUGGAAAGAAAAACAGCGACUUUGCAAAAACAGACUUCAUCGUUAAUGGACUGGUUGAAGACCAACCGCUCUCCAACCCAACGAUUGCCUCAGUCAUACCACAAACACCCGCUACCAGUGUAGGCAAACAAAUUACCAGUCAAGCAACCCCCGCCCCAUUGACACUUUCCCAACAACCAGAUCAACAACCCAAAUCAGUUGCACCCGCCAUAACUUCAAAGAGAGUAUUGUUCCCUGAUCAAACGAACAAACCUGACAGCAAAAAACCUUGCCCCCAGCAAACAGACACAACCAAUUCUACAAGAAUUGCUAGAGAAUUCCACAAUCUGGUUGUCCCCAAAAUUGAACCCGCCGACAAAGUGCCGAUAGCCGCACUCAAGAUAAAAACUCAGGCCAAAAAAACCAAAGAUAGUGUGGAAGAUGUCCGAUCUCAGAAAAAGUGA